AUGUCUACGGUGGGUCCAAACGGACUCACUGUAGUCAUACGACCAGGGUUACCUGAGCGAAGCAAGCGAUGCUUACUACAGAUCUUGUUGAAUGAUUCCCCCGGAUCUGAGGAUAAUGACGACGUCCUCUCAGCAAUACGCAACUAUAUGCCAGAGUCUGCGGGAGUGGCCCGCUGCGGAGGGUGCCGUUCUGUGGCCAAGAAAAUAAGUACGCGUACUCUCGCUCCUUCCGAACAACGAGAGGAUGCCGAGCAGGACGACGUCCUUGCUGGCUAUGAGGCCGUAGCGGAGGCGGCCUCUGAGCAGACGCGCUUAAACGUGAAUGAGCUGUCCGAUCUUGGCCAACACCUUAAUCGUCUGACGUUGGCGAAGAUGCCAUGUCUUUGGAUUGACAUCAACAAGACCUCAAACCAUCGAACAAGACUCCUGGUGCCGCCGCUGACCCGCCUGCCACCAAGGGUGGUGAAUAAUUACACCUUCAACAGCGAUGGCCAUGCAAACGACAUCCUCUUGUCUGACAAGAAGCCAAGAAGAAGAAAGCGGCCCAACAAGGCCAAAAAGAAGGAGGGAAAGGAGAAGAGAAGAAAAACCUGUGGAGGAAACCAACAAGGAGUCAAGGACGCCAACAUAAGCUUAAACUGA
Aspergillus novofumigatus IBT 16806 is the source of this 642-nucleotide messenger RNA. RefSeq lists its product as uncharacterized. The transcript has 4 exons. The record is from RefSeq and is a predicted model, not a curated record. Lineage: Eukaryota; Fungi; Ascomycota; Eurotiomycetes; Eurotiales; Aspergillaceae. Bases 1 to 642 code for a protein of 213 amino acids.